Molecule: messenger RNA, 1001 nt
Organism: Carlito syrichta (Philippine tarsier)
Lineage: Eukaryota; Metazoa; Chordata; Mammalia; Primates; Tarsiidae
Gene: YIF1A
Product: Yip1 interacting factor homolog A, membrane trafficking protein
Exons: 7
Coding region: 10-945 (311 amino acids)
Biological process (GO): endoplasmic reticulum to Golgi vesicle-mediated transport
Cellular component (GO): endoplasmic reticulum-Golgi intermediate compartment; Golgi membrane; COPII-coated ER to Golgi transport vesicle
Source: RefSeq, a predicted model, not a curated record
UUUGGGCUCAUGUUCGGUAUUCCUGUCACCCACUCUGAUACCUCCAAACCUGCAGGCUCCAAGCACAGGGCUCGGGCAGCUCCGGAUCCUCCUCCCCUCUUCGAUGACACAAGCGGUGGUUAUUCCAGCCAGCCUGGGGGAUACCCAGCCCCAGGAGCGGACGUGGCCUUCAAUGUCAACCACUUGCUUGGGGACCCGAUGGCCAAUAUGGCUAUGGCUUAUGGCAGCUCCAUCGCAACUCAUGGGAAGGACAUGGUGCACAAGGAGCUGCACCGUUUUGUGUCUGUGAACAAACUCAAGUAUUUUUUCGCUGUGGACACAGCCUACGUGGCCAAGAAGCUAGGGCUCCUGGUCUUCCCCUACACACACCAGAACUGGGAAGUGCAGUACAGUCGUGACAUGCCUCUGCCCCCCCGGCAAGACCUCAACGCCCCUGACCUCUAUAUCCCCACAAUGGCCUUCAUCACCUAUGUGCUGCUGGCUGGCAUGGCACUGGGCAUGCAGAAAAGGAUGGCUGGCUCUGAACCGCCCCCCCUCCUCUGGCACAGGUUCUCCCCAGAGGUGCUGGGCCUGUGUGCGAGCACGGCACUGGUGUGGGUGGUGAUGGAGGUGCUGGCCCUGCUCCUGGGCCUCUACCUGGCCACCGUGCGCAGUGAGCUGAGCACCUUCCACCUGCUGGCCUACAGCGGCUACAAAUAUGUGGGAAUGAUCCUCAGUGUGCUCACAGGGCUGCUGUUCGGCCGCGAUGGCUACUACGUGGCUCUGGCCUGGACGUCAUCCGCGCUCAUGUACUUCAUCGUGCGUUCUUUGCGGACAGCAGCCAUGGGCCCUGACAGCGUGGGGGGCCCGGUCCCCCGACAGCGCAUCCAGCUCUACCUGACCCUGGGAGCUGCAGCCUUCCAGCCCCUCAUCAUAUACUGGCUGACCUUCCACCUGGUCCGGUGACCCCCGCCCCAGGUGGCACUGAUUUUUCCAUUCAUUGAAGAUUGGAUUUCUGUGGC